AUGGCCCGCGUUUUGGAAGGCAAAUUCGGCAUCGUCACUGGCGGCUCGCGGGGAAUCGGCGAAGCCAUUGCGCGCAACCUGGCCGCAAAGGGCUGCUCCCUCCUCCUUAACUUUUCCUCAGAGUCCUCGCGCGCCCCUACCGAAGCACUCUGCUCCUCCCUAGCCUCAACCCACGGCAUCAAGUGCGAGAGUGUACAAGCAGAUCUCAGCAAGCCCGCCGAAGCUGUGACACCCAUCAUCGCAGCUGCACAGCAACACUUUGGCAAGGAUGGCAAGCUUCAGAUCGACAUCCUCGUCAACAACGCAGGUGUCUCCGCAGACCGCAACCUAAACGACGCAACAAGGGGCCCCAUCGAGGCCGAGCACUUCAACUGGCAAUAUGCAAUCAACGUACUCGCUCCACUCCUCCUCACACAGGCCUGCAGCCCCUACCUCCCCACAGACCGCAGCGGUCGUAUCGUCAACAUCUCCAGUGUAUCCUCAUCCCUUGGAUUCGUUGGCCAGUCCAUCUACGGUGGUACCAAGGCUGCCCUCGAGGCUAUGACUCGCACCUGGGCGCGUGAGCUUGCUGAUCGUGCCACUGUUAACGCCGUCAACCCUGGUCCUGUUAUCGGUGAUAUGUACUUCGCUACUGGAGACCAGUUCUGGAAGGAUAUUCAGGGUUAUCAGGAUAAUACUCCGCUGAGCAAGUUGGAUAUUAAUAAUGAGGAUACUAUGAGUCGCUUGACGGAUGAGCAGAAGCGCUUGAUUCAGGAGAAGAUGGGUGGGCGUCGGCCUGCUUUUACUAGUGAGGUUGCUGGGGUUGUUGGUAUGCUUUGCACACCUGACGGUCUUUGGUGUACUGGUAGUGUAGUUUGUGCUAAUGGUGGUAUGAAGAUGGGGCAAUAA
This is a messenger RNA of Penicillium canescens, 888 nucleotides long. RefSeq names its product SDR family NAD(P)-dependent oxidoreductase. NCBI's taxonomy places the organism in Eukaryota, Fungi, Ascomycota, Eurotiomycetes, Eurotiales, Aspergillaceae. The record is from RefSeq and is a predicted model, not a curated record. Gene Ontology annotation, molecular function: oxidoreductase activity, acting on the CH-OH group of donors, NAD or NADP as acceptor. The coding region runs from base 1 to 888 and encodes 295 amino acids. The transcript is spliced from 2 exons.